AUGGCCGUCCGAGCCAAGGUCCUGAUGAUAUGGGUCUUCUGUCUAGUGUUGCUCUCCGCCAAUCCAGCACAAGGGAUUGGUGUGAACUGGGGGAUUAUCAUGUCCCACCCCUUACUUCCAGCCACUGUUGUCCGCAUGCUCAAGGACAAUGGGAUAAAGAAGGUGAAGUUGUUUGAUUCAGAUUCUUGGACCGUAAAUUCCUUGGCAGGGAGCGGUAUCCAAGUCAUGGUCGCAAUACCAAAUGAUCAGCUUGAACGAUUUAGUGAUGACUAUGAUAACGCCAAAGACUGGGUGCAUGACAACAUUACAUCACAUCUGUACAAGGGAGGAGUUGAUAUCAAGUAUGUUGCGAUUGGAAAUGAGCCUUUCCUCAAGAGCUACAAUGGUAGAUUCACCAAUCAUACUUUCCCAGCAUUAAAGAACAUCCAGAGAGCCCUGGACGAGGCCGGCCUUGGGGAUAAGAUCAAAGCUACCACCCCCCUAAAUGCAGAUGUCUAUGACUCUUCAACAGGCACGCCAUCGGGUGGGAACUUCCGUAAGGACAUAAGGGAGCUCAUGAUCAAAAUAGUCAAGUUCCUCAACGCCAACAAUGCGCCCUUUGUCGUCAACAUCUAUCCAUUCCUCAGCCUCUACCAGAACGACGACUUUCCCAUGGAGUUUGCUUUCUUUGAUAGCGACAGCAGUCCAAUCGUCGACAAUGGCAUCAAGUACACCAACGUCCUUGAUGCCAACCACGACACACUUGUCUGGUCGUUGAAGAAGGCCGGCGUUCCCAACCUGAAGAUCAUCAUCGGCGAGAUUGGGUGGCCUACCGACGGACACAAGAAAGCCAAUGUGCACUACGCAAAGAGGUUCUACGACGGCCUGUUUAAGAAGCUGGCAAGCGACAAGGGCACCCCAUUGAGACCCGGGAAAAUGGACGUCUACCUGUUCGGUCUUUUCGACGAGAACAUGAAGAGCAUUUUACCAGGUUUUUUCGAGAGACAUUGGGGCAUCUUUCGAUACGACGGCAAGCCAAAGUUUCCGAUGGACUUCUCCGGCCAAGGACACGAUAAGCUCCCGGUGGGUGCAAAGGGGGUGCAAUACUUGCCGGCACAGUGGUGCAUACUGGACAGAAAAAUCAAGAACGUGAAUCUGGUGCCGGCCAACAUGGACUACGCUUGCACCUACGCAGACUGUUCGGCUCUGGUGUAUGGAGGGUCGUGUAACGGCAUGGACAUUUACGGGAACGUAUCAUAUGCAUUCAAUAUGUAUUUCCAAAUGCAAAACCAGGAUGUUCAAGCUUGUGAUUUUCAGGGAUUGGCGGUUUUAACAACCAAGAAUGCCUCUCGAGGGUCUUGUCUCUUCCCGAUUGAGAUUGUGAGUGCCGGUGAGAGACUUGAAUUGAGAUCUACGACGACACUGUUUUUGAUUUUGAUGAUUAUUAUUAGGUUCACAUUAUUGUAG
Molecule: messenger RNA, 1446 nt
Organism: Nelumbo nucifera (sacred lotus)
Lineage: Eukaryota; Viridiplantae; Streptophyta; Magnoliopsida; Proteales; Nelumbonaceae
Product: glucan endo-1,3-beta-glucosidase 8-like
Biological process (GO): carbohydrate metabolic process
Molecular function (GO): hydrolase activity, hydrolyzing O-glycosyl compounds
Source: RefSeq, a predicted model, not a curated record